Messenger RNA from Paramormyrops kingsleyae, 5491 nucleotides. RefSeq names its product BTB/POZ domain-containing protein KCTD1-like. Gene Ontology annotation, cellular component: nucleus. NCBI's taxonomy places the organism in Eukaryota, Metazoa, Chordata, Actinopteri, Osteoglossiformes, Mormyridae. Gene Ontology annotation, biological process: negative regulation of DNA-templated transcription; protein homooligomerization. The record is from RefSeq and is a predicted model, not a curated record. Gene Ontology annotation, molecular function: transcription factor binding; transcription corepressor activity.
ACUUCGUGGAUGUCCGACAGCCGGUCGCGUCCCACAAAAACCGAAGGGGGAUGAAUUUGUGGAUUUAUGACUCCGUUGAAAACACGGGAACCUCCGAAACCGCUUGCGCCCUCGAUCUGAACCGGCUUCCGGCGUGUAGCCGAGACCCCCGAAUAGCAAAAAACUGUCAUUUGUUCUGGUGCGCAACGGUGCCCCUCGUUUAUAGUGUGUCACCGUGAGAUUUCCGAUCUAGCUUUCACAGAUCCUGGGUAGUUUUAUAUACCAGUUUUAUUUUGUGAAUGUCCCAGAUCAGUUAAUGAAAGACGCCAUUGUGGAGUAAUUUUGCCAAGGGGGAUUUGCCUUAUUUUGUUAGACAGGAGGUACCUAUUCCAAGUGCGUCAAUGCUGAUCACAUGAAUCACCCCUUUGUACUUGCCGUCUUUUGUAACGUGAGCCUUUUCUUUGUAAACCUGGAGGGAAAAAAAAACGCUUUCUGUUGCCUGGGAAGGAGAAUACGGUCUCUGGUGGGCUGACCCAAGCCAGCAGUGCAAUGAUUUCCAAUAGCUGCAAACAAUUUGAAAUAGCGCAGGUCUCUGCCGUCGCUGCUAUUUGUUUUACACUCCCGUAAAAACAAAGGCAGAAGUCCGUGCUUUUCUACAAAUUCGACUCCCCUGAAAGUUAGAUGGGGCAGUGCGAGGUCUCUCUUCAGCUACAAAAAAAAUGUGGGACCUUAUCACGAAAUCAGACCGUAGCGAGACGACGAAGUAAUUAACAUUACGUCGUUUCAGUGUUGCUGGGAUUUACACGUUUAUAUAUACUUUGCACUUAGUUUAUGCCGAAAUUCAAUAACGCGACGUUGGGAGAAAAAGUGUAAAUGGAGAAAUGACCGAGUCGUAAGAAACACUACCGCCAUUGUGUGGUCAGUGGAGCUAACUUUGACUUUUGGCUUGGUGAGCAGAGUUAUUAUCCUCAAAUUGCAUUACAAAUUAUGUUAAUUGUGGCAAAUAUGCAAUCGGAAACGACCGAGUGGCUUGAGGUUUUUUUGCGUUUUGCUUGUGUUAAACCAGAUUGUACCGUUGUAUGAAAAUAAUUUAUUAAUAGUUCCAUUGCCUUUACGUUCAUAAAACUAGCUUGGAGUAGCCUAUGUCUUUCUUAAAUCGUGUGCAGUGCAUCACUUUAAUGAUAUUUCUCGGUAGCAAGGUAUUUACGUAAUUACAGUGUAGGUUAAUCAAUCUCAGAGUAAGUCACAAAAGUAUACUUUGUAUGUCUGUGUAAUAACUGCACACAUUAUGCCGACACUGAGGUUUUUGAGUAUUUUUUUUCAUGUGCAUCGACAUUGCGCAGGGCUACACGCUAGAGGGCGCUGUUGUGGUAUACCCGGAAUACCUCCCUCCCACCACGGAUGUCCACAAGUAACUAAAUUUAGUUUAGAAAUGUUCCCACUGAGAAGAACGGCCUGAAAAUACAUGGAUGAAUAGAUAUGUUUCCGUUAAGAUGACGAAAAAUUAUGCUACAUCGGAUCUUCAACUGCUAACCAUGGCAAACAAACUUCGGAGAGCUCUCAUCGAUUUUAAGGGUCUAAAUAUUACAUUUGAAUGGUUGUGAUUAUCGUGUAUUAGCAUUGAGGGAAAUCGUUCGGAUUACGAUGAACUUGGCGGGGUUACAAUGUCAGUAGUCCCUUGAAGUUUCAAAGACAUUCUGGUUUGUCAGAGCCGAACAUUUAAUAGCUUUUAACUUUUGAUUUUGAGAAAGAUCUCCCUGUCACUGAUUUAGAGGCAAAGUCAUGAGUUGUGGUCGUUGAAAGCCUGGCACAUUGUACAUUUUUCCGUUAGGAACUGAUAGAAAUAUCUGGUCAACUGACUCACCCUUACUUCAAUAGAUAAAUGAAGGGUCCAGGUUGAACGAAAACCAGCUUGGAUAGAUGUUAUACAUGAUCAGAAUUAAUAGAGUAGAUUCCUCUAUAGAAAGUGGGUCGACCUUGAUCAGCUCAUCAUCCUGACUGAUCAGUAGAGAUGGAAACUAAGCAUAGUGCCAAAAUGCACCGUGAUGUGACGGGGAUGUGGGGCAACCGACUUUAUAAGGGAAUGUGUAGUAAUUAGUAGGGGUGUUUCACGUUAGAUUUGCGGAGUAUUUCCGUUAUUUGUAGUAAUGUAACUGCUUUUCGUUCACUUAAACAAUAAACUCGUGCUACAUUUGCAAGGUGGUGCCGAGUUAUUUGCUUUGCAUUUAGUGUUUCUGAAAGCGUUAUACUUCUAGUUCUGUAAGAGACAUUCUGCAUUAGACUUUCCCUGCCAAAUUAGGAUGGUUUACAGGUAUGGAUCUCGUUAGUUUCUAACUGAUGAGUAAAAUGGAAGAUUACACUUUUAAAAGUACACCAUAAUUGGGAAUAAGAUGUACUGAGGAGGCCGUCGCACCGUACUGAGAGUAACAGAACAUAUUCUGAUUAUUAAUAACUGUUCUAUUUAGGCAAAAGUGUAUCCAAACGCAAAGUUAUGAAUGAUGACAGGUUCCCUCCACCCGAAUCUAAAUGCACCGAUUUCUGCAGCAUGGCUAUUGUUUUGUUUUGUAAGGUGGACGGGUCUCUUUAUACUCGCGUAGCCGUUCAGCAAGUCAUCUCUCAUCGACCCUGGAAGCCCUUUGUACCGGUACCUGGAUGACCCGCCUUCCCAGUCGUGCUUCAGAUACGACUAAAGACACGGAGCUGAAGAGCACAAAAGCUGCGUCUGGGAAAGCUGGAGAGACGGGGUGCGAAGCGCAGCUGUGCAGAUCGACACACCCCAUAAGCGCCGGGAUGCGCCCCCGGUGCGUUACACGCAACACCGGGUCUGGGCAAAGUGCGCUCUGAAAACUGAAUGCAUUCUGAGCGAGAGGGAGGGCGAAUCAGCCGGAGCCGGUGAAGGACUUCACACUUCAUUAAGUUACAUAUACUUAUAUAGGCUAAGAGCGCGGGGAUCCUUCAGCGCAUCCAGGUCAGCGUCGCGGGGUAAAAAGUUGGGUAGUAAUGGGGACUCCUUCUGCAUGUGAGAUCCCCGAACAGACGCCAGAUUUGUGAAAUACGUCUACCGCAGUCAUCCCAGAAAAGCAUUUUCUCCCGAAGACCACCGCAGUAGAAGCUUUGGGUACGAAAACAAAGCGACGGCAUCGGGAUGCAGACGCUGGCGAGGGUCGCGAAGUUACCGAAAGCGUGCGCGGGACAGAGCCUGAGCGGAGGGCUCUCAUGCCCCGAGCCUGGCUUGCCUCCUGCGCACAUAUCCCCGCAAAUGGGUGCCAGAGCCCCGGAUCGUUUCCAGCCGCACCGAGUAGGGGAUGGCGCGGAAAGCGCACGCCGGAAAGCACCGAGGCGGCCGCGGCAGAUGCACGCCGCCACGUCGUACGGAGCCGGCUCUCCCGAGGAUCUCCGCGCGGGAUUGGCGGAGCCGGUCGCCGGUUCGAGACGGGAGGGUGGCGCCGCGGCUCCACACAAGGCUGACGGACGGUCCGCCUAUAAGUCGCCGACUUCUGUGCCCCAAACGCAGGACAACCGGACCAACAUGUCACGUCCCAUGAUAACCAGGUCACCGGCCUCGCCCCUCAGCAGCCAGGGAAUCCCCACACCAGCUCAGCUCACCAAGUCCAACGCACCCGUGCACAUCGAUGUUGGCGGUCACAUGUACACCAGCAGUCUGGCCACCCUCACCAAGUACCCCGAGUCCAGGAUCGGCCGGCUCUUCGACGGCACGGAGCCCAUCGUGCUGGACAGCCUCAAACAGCACUACUUCAUCGACAGGGACGGACACAUGUUCCGGUAUAUUCUGAACUUCCUCAGGACUUCUAAGCUCCUUAUUCCUGACGACUUCAAGGACUACAGCCUGCUGUACGAGGAGGCCCGCUACUUUCAGCUGCAGCCGCUGCUGGCCGAGCUGGAGCGCUGGAAGCAGGAGCGGGAGCUGGGCUGGGCGUCGCGGCCCUGCGAGUGCCUGGUGGUGCGGGUGGCGCCGGACCUCGGCGAACGCAUCAGCCUGAGCGGCGACAAGGCGCUCAUCGAGGAGGUCUUCCCCGAGAUCGGCGACGUCAUGUGCAACUCGGUCAACGCCGGAUGGAACCACGACUCCACGCACGUCAUCCGCUUCCCGCUCAACGGCUACUGCCACCUCAACUCCGUCCAGGUGCUGGAGCGGCUGCAGCAGAGGGGGUUCGAGAUCGCCGGCUCCUGCGGCGGCGGCGUGGACUCGUCGCAGUUCAGCGAGUACGUCCUGAAGCGAGACACCAGGAGGGGACAGAGAGGGUCCGGCAUCAUCCGGAUAAAACAGGAAGAGCUGGACUAAGAUGGUGGUCUCUGUUCCAUCUCCGGGCCAAGAGACAUAUUUAACUGUGUCACCUUUAAUACGGCAUCUGGAGAACCCGUCAAAGGGAAAACAAAGAAGAUUUUUUUUAUUAGAAGAAAAAACCAAGUACUGAGCCCUGAGGAACAUUGUUGUCUGGCGGGAUCGCCGGGCCCAUUAUCCAGACCCAGGACUCCACUCCCAGGCUCCAGAAUAAAGUUUGUUUUAGAACUUUGAUGCUCUUAAUGCUCCUCAACUGAUACGAAGGGGUUCCGUUCUCCCCGCUGGUCGCCACCAUUUUCAGUACGCCGAUAAGUCCCACAGGCAGCUGGGAACACAGCUGACAUAUUCAAUGAUUUUGGAUAUUUUAUGUGCUUAGUCUAUAAUGCUGCUUUGUGUUUUUCUUUUUUUAAUUAAAACUUUUUGAAAUAUUAUAUCCUUUAUAUAUGUACAUGACCCGAAAUAGACAUGGUUAGACUAGUACAUUCCGUUUUAAUUUGUAUACAUUCGCAAAGGUUUUUUUUUUUUGUUUUUAUUUUUAAAAAUGCCAGAUGCACAUUGUGGUUUACUCAGUUACAAAAGUACAUAUGACACUUCUGGUAUAUAUACAUAUACCCACACUCACCGUGAACAGAAAGAAGGAUUACCUGCAUGCUGUGGUCUACAAAAGAAUAUGAGAAAAAUUGUGCUUUGUGGUAUAAUAAUUUCCGGGGCAGCAUACACAGUGCAGAGUGAAACCGUCUAUUAAAAUUAGCUGAGCAUUGCCAGUAAGUAUUGAUGGCAGUUCUGACAUAACAAGAGCACCUGAGCUGCCACCCCUGGCCUUCCCCCAGCAGCUGCGCAAGGAGACGGAUGUUUCUGGAGAACGAGAAGCUGAAAAUGGACGUCUGCCUUCGUUCAUUUAUCGUGCCAUUCUGCCGAAUUCCGGCUCCAUCCAAGCCCAUUAGUCUUCCUCCUCCAGUUCAUCACGGUUCCUCAGCCAAGAGCCGAUACAGCCAUGUGUGAUUUUCCUGCGGUCCCAGUUCGGGGCCGAGUGGGACACCGUGGUUGGGUAGGUCUCUGUGUGCUCUGGGGAUCCCAGCUCUCCCAGUCCGCAUCCCCUCUCAAACCGCCGAAAUGUGCUCUAGCGCUUCCUCUGAAAACUCAAAUUCCAUCAUUCGUUGUGUUUGUACUUUUUUAAAAUUAAAUAACCCAACAGUGGCACCUAUGAGA